Messenger RNA from Amoebophrya sp. A25, 2152 nucleotides. The record is from the annotation of a GenBank genome assembly. NCBI's taxonomy places the organism in Eukaryota, Dinophyceae, Syndiniales, Amoebophryaceae.
AGGAGAAAACAAUACAGUAAACGGAUUUAUCUGGCGUGCUGAAAAGUUGUGGAGAACAAGAGGAUCCAACGAAUUGAAGGCUAAUCCGAAAAAGGGCUCCAACAGAUCAUCAGCCGAUCUGUCUUUCAACAAACCACCAAGAAAAAAACAUGUCUCCACCUUCUCAGGACGAGCUUUCUGGGCAUUCACCUGCUGGUGACAGCUCAACCUCACCAGAGUCUUCCACCCUCGACUCCGCAGCAACCUUUCUUCUACAUUUCACCGCAACCCUACCACCAGCAUCAAUUUUCUACUUGUUGCAGGCCUUGACCCUACUUCUGCUGUGGAUUGCGGUAUUUGCGGGUAGUGGAGUCGAUUUCCUGCGCUUAGGCCAGAAGCUAUCGAAUACGGCUUUGAAACCCUCAUGGCUUUCGAAGAGGGGCUUCCUCUUCGUUCUACAAUCGGAGUGGCUCUAUUUGGCUUGCGCGUACAGCAUCGUGCCUUUGAUGUUUGUGGCUGGAUGGGUUGAGAACAGCGAAGGAGCUUUCUCUACUGCUGAGAAUUAUGAAAUAUCUUCGACGAAGUCGAGGACGUCGACAUCAGCAUCGUUUUCGACGUAUGCCCGACCGAUUCUCCGACUCCUGAUCGCUGUUGCAGUUACGAUAUUCCACUUGGGCGAUUCGUGUCGGACCAGCAGUCACCGCGACUAUCUCAUGCUCUACAAUUGUUGGGUUUUGGCUUUUGCUGGGUUGUUUGUAGUGUUUUUCUCUCCAAACGAUCUUCCAGAAUAUGAAGUUCUUGCCUCCGCUACAUCCCAGUGGAUCGCUUUCGGACUUUGUAUCUGGUACAUUUUCACUUGCGGUGUUUCUAAAGUCGUCAUUGGAGGAGCCAAGGAAUGGGCGUGUAAUGGCACGCUUUUGGCCAUUCUAGAGACGUUUUCUAGAAAGUCACCACGUGGAGGUGGUCCGGUUCUGGGAGUGGUGACGCGGUCUUUGGUGAAACCUCUGUUGGAUGGACGUAGUAGUGAAAAAUCGUCUGCACCACCAGCACCGGGCUACUUGGAUUCUGCCAAACGUUUUUUCCUCAACGCUGCAGCCACAUUCACCCUACUCUUCGAAUGCGUGGCAGCUCCGCUUUGCCUGGUAUUUCCGUCAAUAUUCUAUUUGCGGGUAUUGCUAGGUGCUGGAAUGAUCUUUCUGCAUCUAGCAAUAGGCGCGCUGCAGUCUGGCGCAAUCGGUGCGUUUUUUCUGCCAUGUGCUGCUAGCUAUGCAUACGGAUUGACGCCGGUUACGCAGGACGCGAAUGAAAGCUUGUCAUUGUAUUACCUCUCCAUCAUCGUUGCGAUUUCACCAGUCGCUUACGGUCUUGUAUUCAAACGACCUUCUCGACUUGUUUCUGAGGAUUGGCCUUUUUCUCCUAUGGCCCUCUUCCCAUGGAAUAAUGUGCAGUGGGCAAAACUUCACGAUUUGUUGGUGCGUGGUGAUACGAGACUCGUGGUUGUAGUAGCCUCACAAGAAGACGAACAACCUGGCCUCCAAGAAACUAAAAAGGGAACAACGAACCGUCCUCUAGAAGGCCUCCGAGUAAUCCCCAUAGAAUAUGAUGCUGAAGUUAAGACUCAGCUUUCAACGGUCAUUGGGGUUGGUCACUGAGAUCGAAGAAGCGACCCCUUUCGAGACCAGGGGAAAAGGAAGGGAAAGGGGAGAGCUUUGAAGGGAGUCGCUUCCGUUCAGCAUCAGUGGCCAUUGAAUGCUGAGCUUUAAUGAAGUGCCCUUGAUGGAACGGCAAACAGGUCCGCUUCCUGGAGAGAGAUCUGUAGCGUAUGACUUAUGGUCUAGAGUGAUAGGGAUUACCACCUUUCAAGACGUAAUUCUACAGGAAAUUCUUGCUUCUAGUGCGAAAGGUGGGAAUGAGAAAUAUACAUCGUCAUCAUUAGCACAGAGAUUGACAGAAGCUACCAGACGUUUUCUCGUAGAAACCCAAAGAGUGAUUGAAGUUAGCUCAGGAACAACCUUGACUGACUGUUACUUCGUGCGUGUGGACAGAAAGACUUUGAGAAUCGUGGAGGUGAUACAUUAAAGUGCAUUUUUUAUGUACAUUCCUCCAUGCUGGACGACAGCAAAAAACAUGACGAUUUCGUGCUUCUUCAGGAUAUAGAAGUACUGUAUCUGCU